AUCCACGUCAACUCUGCCUCUGCCUUCUGCUCUUACCUGCCUCCCAACCCAGGAGAGAACAUCUCUGACACAGAAAAUGAUGCAGUCCCAUUUUGCACAAGCACUUCCCUAGCCUCAGGAUCAAAGGUCUUCCCAACCGGAUUCAUCAAAUCUGCUCAUUAUGUGUCGACAGGAACUUAUUCUCAAGUCACUGGCAAGAUCGACCGUACUAAGUACAAGCUGUCUGCUUCUGACGGUGGAGGACAAUACGACAACAAGGAUCUACCAAAGGGAACAUGUAAUGGCUACAAGUACUUUGUUAAUCUUAUUGAGCCUGAUGCCAAUGUCUUCUGUAUUCGAUGCUGCUCUAAGUCAGCUGAUUGCAACCUUGGAGUUUCCACAUAUGGAUGUCAAAGAGUUGUUCCCGGAAACUAU
Messenger RNA from Phycomyces blakesleeanus NRRL 1555(-), 414 nucleotides. RefSeq lists its product as hypothetical. The record is from RefSeq and is a predicted model, not a curated record. NCBI's taxonomy places the organism in Eukaryota, Fungi, Mucoromycota, Mucoromycetes, Mucorales, Phycomycetaceae. The transcript has 2 exons. The annotation marks the transcript as partial.